Mobula hypostoma (lesser devil ray) is the source of this 1953-nucleotide messenger RNA. Its product is annotated as transient receptor potential cation channel subfamily V member 6-like. The coding region runs from base 1 to 1953 and encodes 650 amino acids. Gene Ontology annotation, cellular component: plasma membrane. The record is from RefSeq and is a predicted model, not a curated record. Gene Ontology annotation, molecular function: calcium channel activity; protein binding. The transcript has 16 exons. Gene Ontology annotation, biological process: calcium ion import across plasma membrane. NCBI's taxonomy places the organism in Eukaryota, Metazoa, Chordata, Chondrichthyes, Myliobatiformes, Myliobatidae.
AUGAAUGAUACAGCAAGACAUGGAAGUGAGUUUUUUAAAGCAGCUCACAUAAAUGACACUGUCAGUAUGAAGUCCUUAUUGACGAGUAAAGAUUUUGAUCCUGCGAUUCGAGGGAACUUAGAAGAAACAAUACUACAUACUGCAUUGUUAAAUGGCAAUAAGGAAAUUGCAGAGUUCAUUCUGGAUAUGGUGCCAUCAUUGAUCAAUGAGCCAAUGACGUCUGACAUGUAUAGAGGUGAAACGCCGAUGCACAUAGCUGUUCUGAAACAAGAUGUGGAAAUGGUUAAGGAACUGUUGAAACGAGGAGCUGAUGUGAUGAAUGCACGUGCUACUGGUUCCUGCUUUGUCCCAGGAGAGGAAUGUCAGUGUUACUACGGUGAAUACUUGCUGUCAUUUGCUGCAUGCAUUGGCAAUGAAGAAAUUGUCCGAACUCUUAUUAAACAUUGUGCUCCACUGGAAGCCCAGGACUCUUUAGGUAACACAGUGCUUCAUGUAUUAGUCCUACAACCAGAAAAAGAGCAGGCAUAUUCCAUGUAUGAUCUCAUCACCUCUCUCGUAUCUGAGAAGCAUUAUCAAUUUGUUGAGAACAUUGUGAAUAAUGAUGGCUACACACCACUGAAGCUUGCAGCAGCUGAGGGGGACUUUGUGAUGUUCAACUAUUUGGUUCAAAAGCAAAAGAAAAUAUACUGGACAAUGGGAACAAUUUCUUACUGUGUUUAUGACCUCACUAACAUUGAUACAUGGGGCGAUCAAAAAUCAGUUCUGGACAUCAUAACAACGAGCAGGAAUAGUGAAGUUCGCAAACUUGUUGAUGCUAAGCCAGUGAAAGAGCUAUUACAUCAAAAAUGGAAUUCAUUUGGCUAUAAGUAUUUCCUCAUAUGGAUGUUCUCCUAUAUUAUAUACAUCAUUAUAUUCACAGUCUCCAGCCUCUAUCGGCCUCUGAAGCCAAUCCCACCGGGAUUAUCUGACAACCUCACCAUCAGAACACAGAAGACUUUAGCGGAAUCUUAUCAAACAAAAGAAGACUACCUGAGACUUGUUGGUGAAUUAAUUACCAUCAUUGGAGCAUUGGUGAUACUUAUUAGUGAGAUCCCUUAUUUGUACAGGAUUGGUCCAAGAAAUUAUUUAGGGAAUACUUCCAUAGGAGGGCCAUUUCCAUUACUCUUGGUCUGUUACUCCCUUUUGAUUGCUGUGGCAGUAAUCAUGAGAAUCCUUGGUAAUGUUGAAGAAGCAGUUCCCAUUUCUUUGGCUCUGAUCAUUGGCUGGUGCAAUACCAUCUAUUUUGCCCGAGGAUUUAAAAUGCUUGGGCAAUUUUCUAUUAUGAUCCAAAAGAUCUUUCGUAAGAGUGAGAUUAUUUUUGGUGAUUUUAUGCAAUGGUGCUGCCUGGUGCUUAUCUGUAUCACUGGAUUUACCUCCGCAUUCUAUGUUAUGUUUCAGACUCUGGAUUUGAGAAAUUAUCCAUAUUUCAGGGACUUUUCAAUGACCAUGUACACCACAGUUGAGCUGAUGAUGGGCUUGAUUGACCUUCCAGUCCCAUACAACAAACCAACACCCAGCAUCAUAUAUGUUGGCUAUGUAUUAUACAUGAUCUUUGUGUACCUUCUGCUAUUAAAUCUGUUGAUUGCAAUGAUGGACGACACAUACUGGAGAAUUGCAUAUGAAAGAGAAGAACUGUGGAAAGUACAAAUUGCAGCUACAAUCCUGCUUCUGGAGCGAAGAGUUCCAGUAUUUCUAAGAAUCCGCUCAGGAGUUCCUGGAAGAUCACUGGGUUUUGAUGAUGACAAGUGGUAUAUCGGGGUUGAAGAAAUUCUUAGUGAAGCAGUAGGGACAAAGGCACAAGUCCCAGCACUGGAUGCACAGAAAUAUUCACACCAUCUAGGCUGGGAUGCAAUUCGAAAAAAUCUAGCAAAAAUCAUAAGCAUGAGAGAUUCAUCUGAGUCUACGGCAUUUUAG